Toxoplasma gondii ME49 is the source of this 1569-nucleotide messenger RNA. RefSeq lists its product as hypothetical. The transcript has 9 exons. Lineage: Eukaryota; Apicomplexa; Conoidasida; Eucoccidiorida; Sarcocystidae. Bases 1 to 1053 code for a protein of 350 amino acids. The record is from RefSeq and is a predicted model, not a curated record.
AUGUGGUCACCGUUACAGAGCCAUACAGCUGACAGGCGCUGGCCGUUACGUCAGUAUUCCAGGAAUAAAGUGGACAGCAAAAUGAUGCACACUGUCUGUUUGAGGCAGGCCACCUUUGGUGUGGCCUUGUGUAUUGCAGCAGCUGCUCUUUUCGCGUCGGGAGCAGACGAGCCAUUCGGUCGCUUUCGAUUGAAGGCACCACGGUUCCUUCAAAGCCCCGACUACGACGAGAAGUCGCCUGAGGGCAUGCUUUCAUGGACGAAGGACUUCCAGUAUGUGCCGGCCAGGGCAGCGGAGCCUUUUGCACCGGAUUCUCCUAUUCAUGUACCAGAAAGAAACGCCGCACAGGAGCAGUUCAGAGGCCUGCACGAACAGGAGAAUGAACUGUUCCGCGCCGAGGAAAAAGGCCCCGAAAAACUUCCUGAGGGAGUCCGCGUGGCAAGUGGACUGGCUGUUGAUGACGUUGGCAACCAGUCUCAAGCCUACGGUCUGGCCCCCGGAGAGAUUUCUAUGCCAGGAACAGUCCCCCUUUGUCGCGCUUAUUCGAAUCCGGCCCUCUCUAUCGCAGACUGGGGAUCGCCUGCACAGUGGGUUACAACGACCGAGUUCGGAGUUGUUCGGUUGACUACAAGUGGAGUGGCUCCCGUUUCGGCGCCCACGACGCUGUUCCUCCGAGACCAUGAAUGCAACGCAGCCGUUGUUUCUGCUAAUAUCCGGUGUGAAGAUAAUUCGGUGGCGGGUUUGGCAUUUCGGGCAGAGAGUGACGCGAACAUGUACUCUGUUUUACUCGACACCCCACGAAAGGCGGUGUCACUCAACAAGAUUGAAGACGGCAAUCCCUCCGUGAUUUCAGAAAUCUUCAUGUCGUACCUGCACCCCUACAUGCGACAUCAGCUGAAAAUUGUUGACCAUGGAAAGGACGGAACGAUUCAAGUCUACUUGGACCAGAUGUUGGUGCUUACGCACUCGGCGCCUUACACCGGUGUCGGCAAUACCGGUGUUUUGGUGACAAAGGGGCACGCGUCAUUCGAUAACUUCCAGCUCCUACCAUGAUGCAGUGGAUAAAAAGGACAUUCCGCCAUUCUCGAUCAGUCAGAACAGAAUUGCUGGCUGCGUCUGGGGUUGAGAAAAGCUGACCAGGAGUACUCGUCUGUCGCACACGAUUCUAGCUUAUUCAUGUAGCCUCGAAAACCGUGCCACUAACCCGUGUGGCUACAACUAGUAGUGUGACCCUUCCAGCCUUCCCUGGUCCGGUUGGGCGUGUGUCAAAAGAAAACACGAUUCCUAAGUGUGACAUUGUGGGUUCGCGCUGGCUCCAUGAAAGCGUAGACAUUACGUCUGCCACGGGGAGAGGAUCACACACAUCAGAGUUCAGAGCUUCCUCGGUGCGUGAUGGUGUUGUUCCGUUACUAAAUGCUAAAAACUCACAUAACAGAAGUGCUUCCUCGAGCAUUUAUGGGCAUCACUACUCGAGAACAGCAACAAUCAAGAAUAUCUACGACAUCAGUGCAUGAUCGUUACCCGGAAGAACCCUCCACCUAGGAUACUGACCAUUCGACAGCGUCAGCU